This is a messenger RNA of Coregonus sp. 'balchen', 16610 nucleotides long. The record is from the annotation of a GenBank genome assembly. Lineage: Eukaryota; Metazoa; Chordata; Actinopteri; Salmoniformes; Salmonidae.
AAGCAGCAGAGCAACAUUUUGCCCCUCCGUGAGAUCCGAGGACUGCUACUGAGAAUCACUGGAAGUUCUGACCACAGGAUUUCUCCAAACUCUUUUUUUUGCAAGUAGUACAAUAGAUACUUUACCCAACACAGAGAGAGAGAGCGAUGGGAAGGAGUAUUUUGUUGCUGAUUUUGACAACAACCCUGGCAUGGGUGUCACAGACUGAGACGGUAAGUAAGAAGUGUAUAACUUGUGUUUACGCUGCAACACAUUGGGAAUGCAUUUAUUUUCAAAAUGUUCGAUAUUUCUCAGCUUGUGUUCAUUUUGCCAUGUCUAUUAGUAUUUUAAGAUUCAUUUUCAAAGUUGCUUUCUGUGUUUGUCAGAGGAAUGUAAAACAUAACCAGUGGGGGGAAAGGACCCUAUUGUCAUACUUGAGUAAAAGUAAAGAUACCUUAAUAGAAAAUGACUCAAGUGAAAGUCGCCCAGUAAAAUACUACUUGAGUAAAAGCCUAAAAGUAUUUGCUUUUAAAUAUACUAAAGUAUCAAAAGUAAUUUAAAAUUCCUUAUAUUAAGGAAACCAGACUGCACCAUUUCCUUGUUAUUUUUAAUGUACGGCUAGCCAGUGGCACACUCCAACACUCAGACAUCAGUUACAAACGAAGCAUGUGUUUUAGUGAGUCCACCAGAUCAGAGGCAGUGGGAUGACCAGGGAUGUUCUCUUGAUAAGUGUGUGAAUUGGAUCAUUUUCCUGUCCUGCUAAGCAUUCAAAAUGUAAUGAGUACUUUUGGGUGUCAGGGAAAAUGUAUGGAGUAAAAAGUGCAUUGUUUUCUUUAGGAAUGUAGUAAAGUAAAAGUUGUCAAAAAAAUAAAAGGUAAAGGACAGAUACCCCAAAAAACGAGUAAUUUCAAGUAUUUUGCACCACUGAACGUAACCUUGUGUUUGUCUGAUGUCAUAGCAUCCAUAACAAUACUACAUCUGUGUCGAGCCAAUGCUGUAUCAUACCAUGAUGCUUUUCAUAACAGAUGUCUGUUCUUCACAGGGCUUGCUGAGACAGAAAAGACAGCUUUCUAAUUUCCCCUAUCGAAGGAAAUCAGGUACAUCCAGCUCAAUCAAGCUCUACGCCACCACAUACAGUGAGGGAAAAAAGUAUUUGAUCCCCUGGUGAUUUUGUACGUUUGCCCACUGACAAAGACAUGAUCAGUCUAUCAUUUUAAUGGUAGGUUUAUUUGAACAGUGAGAGACAGAAUAACAACAACAAAAAUCCAGAAAAACGCACGUCAAAAAUGUUAUAAAUUGAUUUGCAUUUUAAUGAGGGAAAUAAGUAUUUGACCCCUCUGCAAAACAUGACUUAGUACUUGGUGGUAAAACUCUUGUUGGCAAUCACAGAGGUCAGACGUUUCUUGUAGUUGGCCACCAGGUUUGCACACGUCCCACUCCACUUUGCAGAUCUUCUCCAAGUCAUUAAGGUUUCGAGGCUGACGUUUGGCAACUCGAACCUUCAGCUCCCUCCACAGAUUUUCUAUGGGAUUAAGGUCUGGAGACUGGCUAGGCCACUCCAGGACCUUAAUGUGCUUCUUCUUGAGCCACUCCUUGGUGCCUUGGCUGUGUGUUUUUGGUCAUUAUCAUGCUGGAAUACCCAUCCACAACCCAUUUUCAAUGCCCUGGCUGAGGGAAGGAGGUUCUCACCCAAGAUUUGACGGUACAUGGCCCCGUCCAUCGUCCCUUUUCCACCUCCAUGUUUGACGGUGGGGAUGGUUUUCUUGGGGUCAUAGGCAGCAUUCGUGCUCCUCCAAACACGGCGAGUUGAGUUGAUGCCAAAGAGCUCGAUUUUGGUCUCAUCUGACCACAACACUUUCACUCAGUUCUCCUCUGAAUCAUUCAGAUGUUCAUUGGCAAACUUCAGACGGGCCUGUAUAUGUGCUUUCUUGAGCAGGGGGACCUUGCGGGCGCUGCAGUAUUUCAGUCCUUCAUGGCGUAGUGUGUUACCAAUUGUUUUCUUGGUGACUAUGGUCCCAGCUGCCUUGAGAUCAUUGACAAUAUCCUCCUGUGUAGUUCUGGGCUGAUUCCUCACCGUUCUCAUGAUCAUUGCAACUCCACGAGGUGAGAUCUUGCAUGGAGCCCCAGGCCGAGGGAGAUUGACAGUUCUUUUGUGUUUCUUCCAUUUGCGAAUAAUCGCACCAACUGUUGUCACCUUCUCACCAAGCUGCUUGGCGAUGGUCUUGUAGCCCAUUCCAGCUUUGUGUAGGUCUACAAUCUUGUCCCUGACAUCCUUGGAGAGCUCUUUGGUCUUGGCCAUGUUGGAGAGUUUGGAAUCUGAUUGAUUGAUUGCUUCUGUGGACAGGUGUCUUUUAUACUGGUAACAAACUGAGAUUAGGAGCACUCCCUUUAAGAGUGUGCUCCUAAUCUCAGCUCGUUACCUGUUUAAAAGACACCUGGGAGCCAGAAAUCCUUCUGAUUGAGAGGGGGUCAAAUACUUAUUUCCCUCAUUAAAAUGAAAAUCAAUUUAUAACAUUUUUGACAUGCGUUUUUCUGGAUUUUUUUGUGGUUAUUCUGUCUCUCACUGUUCAAAUAGUCCUACAAUUAAAAUUAUAGACUGAUCAUUUCUUUGUCAGUGGGCAAACGUACAAAAUCAGCAGGGGAUCAAAUACUUUUUUCCCUCACUGUUUAUGCAACAAUCAAAUAUAUAUUCACCAUUUGCACACAGAGCUUAUCACUCUUUUUGUUACUGUUUCUAGGUGGCCUCUGUCGUCACGGUGGCACCCCUGUCCCCGCCCUGUCCGGAGAACACAUGUUCUGCUUAUGCGCAGAUGGUUACGGUGGCAAACACUGUGAGCUAGGUAAGGAACACUCUUUUUCACAUUUGGACACUUAACAACUACUGUACCUCUUUGAAUUGACGGGGGAACAAUCUAUUUCUUGUUAAGAUUCUAUGUGACUUGUGUGUGUACACAUCUAACUUGUGAGCUGUGGAAAUAAUUUCCUCAUGAAGGACAACAUAAUCAAUCAGUCAAUCAAUAUGUUUCAUUAUUAUUAUUUAAUUUGUUUUCCUUCAGAUACAUCAGCCACCUGCUACACAGGCACUGGGAUGUUCUACAGAGGUAAAGUGUCUCGGUCAGAGAGUGGACGCAGGUGUGUGGGGUGGGACCUGGACACCAGAAAACGCCUGAUGGGGUCUGACGUCUCCUCCGGGAGGCACAACUACUGCAGGUAGUUUAAUUAAUCUGUGUCCCAAAUGGCACCCUAUUCCCUGUAUAGUGCACUACUUUUGACCAGGGCCCACAGGGCACUCUGUAGGGAAUAGGGUGCAAUUUGAGAUUGGGCCUCAGAUGUUCCACUCAACACUUGGUUGUUCAUAAAUGUAAAUGUGUACAUACAAUAUGUUUUUUACAUUUGAUGGAGGAAAUCUUCUCUUUUUUUUUUACUUCAGGAAUCUGGAGUACAAAUGGCGUCCAUGGUGUAAUGUAAUGAAGGGUGGUGAACGGGUGCAGGAAUACUGUGAUAUCCCUCGCUGUGGCGUACCUGUGGAGACAGGUAUUUAGGUGUGGCGUACCUGUGGAGACAGGUAUUUAGGUGUGGCGUACCUGUGGAGACAGGUAUUUAGGUGUGGUGUACCUGUGGAGACAGGUAUUUAGGUGUGGCGUACCUGUGGAGACAGGUAUUUAGGUGUAGCAUACCUGUGGAGACAGGUAUUUAGGUGUAGCAUACCUGUGGAGGUAUUUAGCUGCUUUUCUUUCUCUUACCUCGUAACUGUUGUUUGAUUCUUUCAUAAUUUUUAGGCUUUGAUUGUGAGUAACAUGUAACCAUACCAUUACCAUGUUAUCACCAUGUUAUUCUGUGCUAUAAUGUAAAGUGGUAACAACUCCAGCAUCUUGCAGGUCCACUUGAUUAUCUGCCCGCUGAGCCCGUUGUACCAGACACAGGUGAGAUCAAUUUCCUUGGUCUUUCUACCGUACAAAAGGAAUAUAAUUAUUAAUAUAAUACAGUGCCUUCGGAAAGCAUUCAGACCCCUUGACUUUUUCCACAUUUUGUUAUGUUACAGCCUUAUUCUAAAAUGAAUGAAAAAAUGUAUCCUCCUCAGCAAACUACACACAAUACCCUAUAAUGACAAAGCGAAAAACUGUUUUUUAGACAUUUUUGCAAAUGUAUUACAAAUAAAAAACAGAAAUACCUUAUUUACUUACAGUAACUAUUCAGACCCUUUGCUAUGAGACUCGAAAUUGAGCUCAGGUGCAUCCUGUUUCCAUUGAUCAUUGUUAUGAGAAUUUCUAUCCCAAUGUUUCAAAAACAAAAAUGUAUUACUCAGUCUCAGAGGUUGUAAAUCUCUAAUAAUCAGACCAAGCAGCCCAGCAUACAAUCAUCAGGCUUUAUUCAUUGAGAAUUCUGCCCCUCACAAUGAGGAACACCAUUAUAUACACACACACAUUCUUUGUCCCGAGAGACACUCCCUGACUUAGUUUCACAAUUUUAAAACAUAACAACAACAAUUUCGCUCUUCAUCAUCUUUCAUAAACUAUUCUGAUUUCUCAGACUAGACUUCCUCAUUCCCUACAACAGUUAUGUUCUAACCUCAUGAUUGAAACCGCAACCGUUACUCUUUAGCAAUGGUACCUAACCUGUUUACCCACUAUCUGGAGACAACAGUCUAAGCCUAUAAUAAAGAACAUUUUGCUUUAUCACAUUAUGCAAUAUUGGUUAAUUAGUACAUCAUAAUUAAAAUAAGAACAUUUCACAAUUCUAUUUAAGGGUGGAACAUUUAGUCAUGACUUUUUAACCUGUAUAUAUUUAAUUUCUAUAUCAAUCCACCCUUUGACUAAAUUAUCCACACUUUAAUACACAAAAAAAUCAUUACAAUAACUUUUAAACUAGAGAUUUAUAGUUCUAGAUAUACAUCCAGUCACAGUUCUUCAUUAGAUUUUCACUGCAACUUUCACACAUUAGAACUAAGAAAAGUUUCAUCCAGUCUCAAACAAUCUGAAUCGUCGUCGUCCUCCACCAAGCCUGGUGGGUCAUAUUCUUCAUUCCUUAGGUCAGAGUCCGGGAUAGGGCCGUAUCUCACCAUCUGUUUGGGAAACUGCAUCUCCAACGCCUUGCUCACCAACCCUCGGACACAGGGAAUAAGACAACAUCCACAAAGAACAAGCAUACCCAUAGACGCAAUUGCCGCGCCUGAAAUAGUUACAACAAUAGUUUUCCAUUUACCAAACAUUUGAUCAAACCAACCGUUCAGUGAGCUAUCAAUACCAGAGUUCUUGGCCAGUUCGUUCGCCAGCGUGGUGAGUCCCUGAAGCGCUUUGGUCACGGAGCCGUCCGGUGCUGUAUUGUUGGGGAUGAAAGUACAGCACAUAGAUCCAAACAGAACACAAACUCUGCCCCGCUCAGCCAAAAGCAUAUCUAAAGCUAUUCUAUUCUGCCAUGCCAUUAAGCUAGUUGCCGCUGUCUGCUCAGCCAAUCCCUUUAUUGCAUCACGAGUGUGGUUUAUAAAUCUUUGCUGGUUAAAGUAAAUAUAAUUUAUCCAAUCUACGUUUUUAUUAAUUGUUGACCACCAGAAAAGACUUGAUUCAAACCCAGCUGCGAUCUGAUUCCUAGCUUUGAAUUCUUCUGGAACCCCUCGAGGUACUCCUAUCCCAUCAAUAUAUGUCCUUUCAUCAAAGGAUCCCGGGAGGAGGUCCCGCUUUCUACGUGACAACCCACCCUCUUCUGAAACGUUGGAUUGUUUGAUGAGAGUGAAGGGCAUUACGAGCUGAGCUAACUCACAGGUUCCCGUCCAAUUCGUAUGUAGGUGGGGCCACAAUCUGGUGUUACCACACAACCACCAGAUGUCAGCACGGGCCUGAUUUUGGUUCCUAAAAUCCUCUGGCUGUAACAAAGAGGAGAGAUUAGUCAUGGUCUCUUUAGUAGUGGCAUUCUCUGUGUGGGAGCAGGAGCUAAGAUGCCCUACCCUGUAUCCUAUCUUAUUAGUCCUAGAAAAACAAUAAUAAGAAUCCCCUGAGACUUCAAACGGAGGUAACCUAGGUCGGGGUGACUUUGUUAUCGGGGGAUACAGAUAGUGCAAGUUACUACAAGACUCCUUCACCACAUUCCCAGGUGGCUUGAACAAUUUAACCAUGCAGGAUAAACCUGACGGAGCGUUAAAGCCCGUCAAGGGGAAAGGAGUAGUUGUUAACCUUGGUUUGGCAGUCCGACAGGCGUAGCAGUCGUCUAUGGACAUAGUUCUUGCCGUAUACUGGAUCCAUUCUAACCACAGGUUAGGAUCCCUAUACCCAGUCUCCACCUGUACUACUUCCUUCAGUUUGCACUAUCUUCACCACAGCCCCGGUCUCACUACCUCCCUCAAAGAGGUGUACUCUAUAGGGUGCCCCAGUUGAAGAGGAUAUCUCACUUGUCAGGUCUGUAACAUCUGCUGGGUUGAUUACUACCCAGAAAGUCACUAAUGGGUCUUCACAACAUUUGCGGUCAAAUCCUAUGUACCACAUUCCCUCAUCCGUAGCCUUUACCUGUUUUAGCGUAAUUAAUAAGUCUGUUAAGUCAGGCCUGGGUAGUACAAUUUUUUCAGUUUCUUCAAUACAGUUAUGGGGACUACCAUCAUUCACAACUAGAACUAAUGUUGCAGGAUUCAACGUUGUACAUCGUUCAAUAGUUAGAUUUGGCAUGUUCAGCAAUAUUAUCAUACAAGAUAGGUGUCGUGCUGGUGACAUGUACGCCAUCUUGUGUUCCAAUAGCAGAAUUGACACUGCAUGUGGAACUUUUAAGGUUAGAUCAUGGUAUAGUACAAUUGAAGCUGAAUCCUGCACUGCAUUAGCAGCUGCCACAACGGAUUGCAAACAGACAGGCAUUGCCUGAGGCACCUCAUCAAGUCUUGAAGAAAAAUAUGCUACCGGUUUAUUUUUGUCCCCAUGUUUUUGUGUCAGUACUGAUGUCAUAUAUCCCUCUCUACAAUCCACAGUUUGAGUGAAUGGUCUGUCAUAUCUAGGAAACACCAGCACCGUUGAAGAGGUCAAUAAUUGCUUAAUUUCCUCAAAUUGCAAAUCAGCCUCGUUAUUCCAGAUUAUUUUAUCAUGUGCUGCCAUAGCUUUUCCAUAGAUAAGAUCACUCAAUUUUCCAGUGUGUAAUGCAUAAUGGGGAAUCCAUGCUCGACAGUAAUUUAUCAUUCCCAAAAAGCUCAUCAUUUGUUUCUUAUUCAGAAGUUUAGGAGCUUCAAAUAUUGCUGUUUUUCUUGAGGAGUUUAGGGUUCUCCCAUCCUGCGUUAUCGUGUGACCUAGAUAUAUUACCUCUUGUAGUUUCUUUUUACUGACAUUGUGCCCUUGUCCUGCCAUAAAGGUUAACAACUGGAGAGUAUCCUUUUUACACCCCUCCUUCGAGGGGUUUGCUACCAGUAUAUCAUCGACGUAUAUCAAAAUUUGGCUCCCCUCUUGGGGUUCAAACAUUCCCAGGUUACGUGUGAUAGCCUGGGAAAUUUUUUUAGGACUUUCCGAAUAACCUUGUGGAAGUCUCGCGUACGUGUAUUUCUGACCUUUGAAGGUAAAGCCAAACCUUGACUAUCAGGAUGUACAGGUAUACUAAAGAAAGCAUUAGCUAUGUCUAUCACAGUAAAGUAAGAAUGUUCGGGUUUCAAUUGGUUCAAUAGAGUGUGUGGGUCUGGAACACAGGGUGCUCUUGGAAUUAUGUUCUUAUUUACCCCCUGUAGGUCCAUUACCAUUCGCCAAUCAUUGCUUGGAGCUGCCUUCUUUACUGGAAAUACAAAUGAGUUACACUGUGCCUCAUCCCCGGGGAUUACCACUCCACCUUUGAGUAAGUGGUCAAAUGUGGGAGUAAUCCCUAUAAUGGCUUCUGGUUUCAUUGGAUAUUGUUUUUGGUAUGGCCUAUGGUUUGACCGCGGAACAACCUGGACUGGAGUUACUCCCUUAAUUAACCACACAUUGGCUGGUCCCUUAGACCACAACUCCAGAGGUACAAUCUCAAACUUACUUUCUUGUUCCUCUGUGAAGUGAAUGUCUGGUCAUCAAUUAUCGCAUCCUAUGUCUAGGUGCACAGCAGGUGUGCAACCUGCUCUCCAAUUCAACUUCCUACGAUAUCGGCCGGUUGAUUGGCUAUGUUGGUCCCCGUUAGGAGCAGUCUGCCAGUCUUUAACAUACUUCGCCUGUGUCACCCAUUUCCCCAGAUCUAACCACUCCUCUUGAGCUUCAUUUGCCAAGGAGACAUGAGGGCUCCAUCUCUCUCUAUAGAAUUGCUGACUUUGUGGCCCCAAUUCGACUUCUGCUGCUGCAUGGGUGUCAUCAUAAUGAAACCAUUUCAAGCCUAUUGUCCUUUCUGUGGUUUUAAACAGAGCUUCCUCAUAUUCUUUACUAGGGCCAGAGUGUGUAUUAUACCACAGAGUACAAUGUAAGUCAUCGGGGGACAUUUUAGUGGAGCCUGGUACUACAUCAUCAGCAAGUUCCAUCAAGGUUCGGGGAAUAUCAGUUAUUCCCCCCUUAACAAAUCUUGACUAUACCAAUAACAUGGUUCCCCUUCCCCACAGACCACCAUAUUGUCUCUGGCUAUGUGUGCUUUCAUUCCCCUCUCAGUGGAAAUGACGGCCACAUUCAAUUUAGUCAUUACAUCACGUCCUAGUAAAUUUACCGGACACAGCUUAGAUAUCAGGACGGGUAUGGUUGCCUCUCCUCCUGAUUGGUCAUGUUUUAGAGUUAUUGGGGCUGAUAACCUUUCAAUAAAUUGAUGAACCGAUCGCACUAUGAUUUUCUCCCCAUUAAUCCUGACUCCAUCUGGCUUGUCUGUUGCAGAGAUUACUGUCCUGCAGGCUCCCGUAUCACAAAGGAAUUUAAUUUUCUUACCCAUUACUGUCAAUAUCAAAUAAGGUUUCUGUUCCUGUUGAAGUGCUAAGUCAAUAGUAGCCAAUUCAAACACCUCACAAUUUGGAUCAAUGGGUUCCUUAGUCUCCCCCUCACUAGAGUCUACUCUUUCUCCCUCAAGGGCUAGUCACGCCUCAUCUUCCUCUUCCUCACGCUCAAAGCUGGGGAAUAGACGUCUGUUAGGCUUCUCUCUUUUUUCUUUCUUUCCCUUUCCUUUGGGUUUGCAUUGAAAAGAGUUAUGGCCUGUCUUACCACAGUAUCUGCAUGGGGCAUCACACUCUCUGGCGAAAUGCCCUCCUUUGUUACAAUUGAAGCACCGACCUCCCCCGCUGUAGCCUUCACUUUUCCCUGUGUUUCUGACUUUACCCGCUAUUUCCCCAAGAGUGGCCAUUAGGUACUCUGCUCCUUUCUGCUCUUUCUUGGGUCUGUCCUGUCUGUUAUUCUGCUCAUGAUGGAUUGCAUAUCGUUUAACCUCAGCUAGUGAUGCAACCCCCCAACCCACCAAGGUCCUUUUAAUGGUCCUGCUUAUCUCUGGUCUCAUUCCACUGAGGAAUGCGGUCUUUAAUUGCUGAUGGUAGGGCGUAUCAUUCCCCAGUGCCUGGUCUGGCUCGGGUAUGCCACUGUUUGCAUUGAACACAUCCCUAAGCCUCUCUAAGUAUUGGCUGAUAGACUCACUAUCCUCUUGUUUACACUCAUGUACUUUAGAGAAGUCUGCGUGACGAUGGUAAUGUUCCCUGAGGCUAUUACACAGUUCAUUUAUUUUCCCAACAUAGUCUCCUUGAUCAGCCCAUGGCAUCCCCUGGAACCCACUGGCCUCUAACGGCAGCCCAAUCCUUUCCUACCAUUUGUCUCACUGCUCUCUCAAUCGUGCAUACAUUUUGAUCGCCCGUGUUUAACUUCAAACUUGCUGCCAAGCCUUCCAGAUCUCUCCUAAACCCAUUCUAUUCCUGUUUUGGGGAACCACUCGGGCCACGUCCCUCUGUGUCCACGGCCUGUAUACAUCUUAAGUGGCUGGGGCUCCAUCAUUCCCUGCCAAUGGGUUAGGUAAGGCUAUCAUUGGGUACUGCCCCCCCCCCCCCCCCCCACACACUUCCUCACCUUUAUUUGAAUUUAGAUUACUUCCAACUCUCUAAUAAUUGUUUUUGUCACUUUAACUGAGCUGUUAGGUAUUAAAUAAUUUUAAAAUUUUGCUUUUAAUGAUUUAUUCGAUCUUUAAUUAAUUUCUUAUAUGUUUCUUCCUCAAAAUAGUCAAUUGUAAUUGCUUACUUCCUCACACUAUCUAUUUUGGUCCCUGUCUUUGGAAUUUAUUCUUAGAUGUGAAUUUUGAGCAAAUAUUAAGUCUCACACAAGAUUAUUGGUUAACACUACCGGCAACUUGGAGUUUGUACUUAGACAAAUUACGGCCCCAAUUUCAUGACGUGGUGUUUGUACUAAGACAAAUUACGGCUCCAGUUUCAUGGAACGGAUAGAGUUACUGCUAAUCUACAGUUGUUUGUGACUUAUAAUAUUCUAUUUCUCACACAUACUAUUUUAAUUCCUCCUAGUGUACUUUUGACAACCCUCUUUCAUAUUCUCUCAACACAAGGCUAGUUUAUGUUCGGUAAUGGCCUCUCUACCCGGAGUCUAUUUCGGACCCCCCCCCCCCCCCCCCCCCUUUGCUACACCACUCGUAUUUCCUACUUAUUUAGAAUACUCACGCACGGUUUUCUCUAGAUAAGCGUCUAAAAACACGAUGGCAAGACUUCCUUGAGGAUUUUGGUAAUCAUUCUCUGUCCUUUACAAGAAUUACAAGAGUUAUUGCAAGUUCAGAUAAUUUCCCCCAAAACCAUGAAUAAAGACUACUGACCUUAUUCUUGUAGCUGGGACUCAAUUUGGUUGGAUCUCGUCACCGUUCCUGUCGUGAAACAGUUCACCGCCGGCCUGGAUUAACCCUCAAUCUUAGAGGUCAGGACUUUGUCCCACGGAUCCUAGAUCCGCCCGUGCAUGGUUUCGGGGUUCCCUCGGACGACAGACAACGGGUGUUGAGAUCCGGCUCGAAGGACCAAGCUGUUAUGAGAAUUUCUAUCCCAAUGUUUCAAAAAUGAAUUUAUUACUCAGUCUGUAUCCCAGAGGUUGUAAAUCUCUAAGAAAUCAGACCAAGCAGCCCAGCAUACAAUCAUCAGGCUUUAUUCAUUGAGAAUUCUGCCCCUCACAAUGAGGAACACCAUUAUAUACACACACACAUUCUUUGUCCCGAGAGACACUUAGUUUCACAAUAUUACAACAUAACAACAACAAUUUCGCUCUUCAUCCUCUUUCAUAAGUUAUUCUGAUUUCUCAGACUAGACUUCCUCCUUCCCUACAACAGUUAUGUUCUAACCUCAUGAUUGAAACCGCAACCGUUACUCUUUAGCAAUGGUACCUAACCUGUUUACCCACUAUCUGAAGACAACAGUCUAAGCCUAUAAUUAAUAACAUUUUGCUUUAUCACAUUCUGCAAUAUUGGUUAAUUAGUACAUCAUAAUUAAAAUAAGAACAUUUCACAAUUAUAUUUAAGGGUGGCACAUUUAAUCAUUACUUUUUAACCUGUAUAUAUUUAAUUUCUAUAUCAAUCAUCCUUGAGAUGUUCUACAACUUCAUUGGAGUCCACCUGUGGUAAAUUCAAUUGAUUGAACAUGAUUUGGAAAGGCACACACCUGUCUAUAUAAGGUCCCACAGUUGACAGUGCAUGUCAGAGCAAAAACCAAGCUAUGAGGUCGAAGGAAUUGUCCGCAGAGCUCAGAGACAGGAUUGGGUCGAGGCACAGAUCUGGGGAAGGGUACCAAAAAAUUUCUGCAGCAUUGAAGGUCCCCAAGAACACAGUGGCCUCCAUCAUUCUUAAAUGGAAGAAGUUUGGAACCACCAAGACUCUUCCUAGAGCUGGCAACCCGGCCAAAACUGAGCAAUCGGGGGAGAAGGGCGGUGACCAAGAACCUGAUGGUCACUCUGACAGCGCUCUAGAGUUCAUCUGGGGAGAUGGGAGAACCUUCCAGAAGGACAACCAUCUCUGCAGCACUCCACCAAUCAGGCCUUUAUGGUAGAGUGGCCAGACGGAAGCCAAUCCUCAGUAAAAAGGCACAUGACAGCCCGUUUGGAGUUUGCCAAAAGGGCACAUAAAGACUCUCAGACCAUGAGAAAACAAGAUUAUCUGGUCUGAUGAAUUCAAGAUUGAACUCAUUGGCCUGAAUGCCAAGCGUCACGUCUGGAGGAAACCUGGCACCAUCACUACGGUGAAGCAUGGUGGUGGCAGCAUCAUGCUGUAGGGAUAUUUUUCAGAGGCAGGGACUGGGAGACUAGUCAGGAUCAAGGGAAAGAUGAAUGGAGCAAAGUACAGAGAGAUCCUUGAUGAAAACCUGCUCCAGAGCGCUCAGGACCUCAGACUGGGGCGAAGGUUCAACUCCCAACAGGACAACGACCCCAAGCACACAGCCAAUACAACGCAGGAGUGGCUUCGGGACAAGUCUCUGAAUGUCCUUGAGUGGCCCAGCCAGAGCCCGGACUUGAACCCGUUUGAACGUCUCUGGAGAGACCUGAAAAUUGCUGUGCAGCGACGCUCCCCAUCCAACCUGACAGAGCUUGAGAGGAUCUGCAUAGAAGAAUGGGAGAAACUCCCCAAAUACAGGUGUGCCAAGCUUGUAGCGUCAUACCCAAGAAGACUCAAGGCUGUAAUCGCUGCCAAAGGUGCUUCAACAAAGUACUGAGUAAAGGGUCUGAAUACUUAUGUAAAUGUGAUAUUUCAGUUUUAAAUUUGUAAUAUAUUUGCAAAUAAUUCUAAACCUGUUUUUGCUUUGUUAUUAUGGGAUAUUGUGUGUAGAUUGAUGAGGGGGAAAAAAACUAUUUAAACUAUUUUCAAAUAAGACUAACGUAACAAAAUGUGGAAAAGGUCAAGGGGUCUGAAUACUUUCAGACGGCACUGUAUAUAACUAUCCUUGACCCUUCUUCCGUGCUCAUUCUGUUAAGUUUACAUGGCAAUUUGAAUAUACAUUUUAAGCAACUUAAACCUUUUUCCAUGCUCUUAUCAGUCUCGUUUUCAUUUCAAUUGAUUUGGUUGCUCUCUCACAGCGUCCACUCUGACAGAGUCCACAUGUGGCCAGCGUACCGGGAAGCAGAUGAAGAUCGUAGGAGGGACAGUUGCUACUGUGGAAUCCCACCCGUGGAUGGCUGCCAUAUUCUUGAGGAGCAGGCAUUCUAAAGAGAAUGUGUUCCGCUGUGGAGGAAGUCUGAUCUCUCCGUGCUGGGUGCUGUCUGCUGCCCACUGCUUCCCUGACAGGUAAGAGGCAGCACUGACAUUUCUCAAUGGUAACAAGCCAGUGAAGGUAUACCGUGUCAUUUAUGAGAUAUUGAUCGUACUUUAGUAGCCAUUUCCUGCAGUUAAAUAACCUAGUGGCCUCAUGGGUGGAAUUAUAUUAAUAUUUUUCAUAAUUUCAUAAUUAAAUCUUUUUUUUGAGUUUUCUGUGAUGUAUAUAAAGUGUAUUAUUGGGAUGAGGACUCAACAUUCAAUACAUUUCAACUCUAUAUCUGACAUUGUAAAGAUGUAUUUUUUUUAAGCCCAUAACCAUGUGUGUGUGAGGGGUAUACUUUUGUUACAAAGUAGGUUAGUAUAAGACUACCCAGAAACACUCUGUGUGACGCUGAUAUAGCCCAGUGCAGUAAAAGGUUAAUCCCCCUAAAGGGGACAUGGGAUUGCAGCAGACAAUACAUACAACCCCAAUAAAAUAAAUAAAAACACAAUAAAGGACACACAUGAAGACACAAAAGCAGCACAUCAUCAAUGAAUAUAAAAAAAACAAAGUGUUCCUGUUAAAAAGCUUAAGGUAAAAAGGACCUGCUGAAAUGCUCCGUUUUGCUCCUAGGUAAAAAUAAAUACAAUUGAACUGAUUGAUCUGACGCUAUGAUGUUCCGCUAAUGUUUUCAUAGUAUGUAACUAUAACCUGUUACCAUGCGUUUAGUAUGUUAUUACCACUUUAUUCUGUGCUGUAAUGUAAAAGUGCUACCAAACCACUUGUUGAUGUGUUUCGUUGGGGUUUGAUGUGUUGUGUUGGCGUUUUGAUGUGUUGUGUUGGCGUUUUGAUGUGUUGUGUUGGCGUUUUGAUGUGUUGUGUUGGCGUUUUGAUGUGUUGUGUUGGGGUUUGGAUGUGUUGUGUUGGGGUUUGAUGUGUUGGUGUUGGGGUUUGAUGUGUUGUGUUGGGGUUUGAUGUGUUGUGUUGGCGUUUUGAUUGUUUGUUGGUGUUGCUGUGUUGUGUUUGGCGUUUGAUGUGUGUUUUGUUGGGGUUUAUGUGUUGUUUGUUGGGUUUAUGUGGUGUGUUGGCAAUUUGAUGUGUUGUGUUGGCGUUUUGAAAGGUGUUUGUGUUGUUGUUGAUGUUUGUGUUGGUGUUUGCGGUGUUGUGUUGUUUGGGUUUGCUGUGUUUGUUGUUGAGCGUUUUUGUGGUUGUGUUGGGGUUUGAUGUGUUGUGUUGGGGUUUCCUCACACAGCUCUCACACUAAAGCCUGCAGCCUCUCCGUCACUCUGGGGAAGAGUGCCAUCAACGAGACUGACGACACCAAAGAACAGACGUUUCAGGUGGAGAAGGUCAUCGUGCACGCAGAGUUCGACAACAGUGAAGGCAACUUCAACAAUGACAUCGGUAUGAAUUAACACUGUUUUUAUGUCCCAGAUCUGUUUGUUCUGUCUUGCCAACUCCUCUCACGCCAAUGGCCAGAAGAGUUAGCAAGACAACACAAACAGAUCUGGUACCAGGCGAUUGAAUUCCCAUCUCACUGUGGUAUUGAUUUUUGAGUUUGUAUGUUGUGUGAAGGCCAAAUUUGAAACUUCAGUACAUGUGUCAUGGUAUUUGAGACUGUCAUGAUGAUAAUAAUGCAGAGUGGAUGAUUGAUGCGUUUCCCAUACAGCUCUGCUGAAGUUAAAGGCUAUAGAUGGUCAGUGUGCAGAGGAGAGCAGCUCUGUGAGGACUGUCUGUCUGCCCCCGGAACGCCAGGCCCUCAACGCGGGAUCCUCCUGUGAGAUAGCUGGAUACGGAAGACAGAAGGAGGGUAAGGAGGAUCAUCUACAACACACCAGAGCCCGUAUUCAUAAAGCAUCUCAGAGUAGGAGAAGACAAGUUUAUGGGGAAGACAAGUCCAUUAACUUACAAAUGUGUGUUUAUGCUCACAACCCAACCCCCCUGAGACACAAACACCCCCCCGAGGGGCUGGCACAGUGCAGUGCCCCUGGAGCAAUUAUAGGUGUUUAAGUGCCUUGCUCAAGGUCACAACGGCAGGCAAUGGUAUUGAAGAUGAUACCCCGCACCAGAUUUUUGUCUGAGCUGGGAUUUGAACCAUCAACCCUCCAUCCUCCGCUUCUCUAAGCGCCCACCCCAGAGUAGGAGCGCUGAUCUAGGAUCAGGCCCCGCCUUUCCAUUCGUUUAUAAUCUAAAAGAAAACUCUGAGUCUGAGACACUUUUUUUGAAUACUGUCCGAGACCUCUUAUUUAAAUGUCUCAAACAUUGUUUUGUUGUACUGUGUCCACUCUUCAUGAAGGUUUAUGGUACAAUUCACAGUACCUGAGGGAGGCAACGGUGAACCUUUUGGCCCAUGAUGUCUGCUCAGAUAAGGAGUACUACGGAAACCUGAUCACAGAUAACAUGUUCUGUGCUGGGACACCGGACUGGAGUCAAGAUGCGUGCAAGGUAUGAUCUGCAGAAGUGACUUGAAAUGACAAUUUCUCUUCAGCAGUUAAUGUGUAUUUGGAAAAUAAUGCCAUUCAAAGUUAUUGAAAACAGAGACAUGUAAGAACAAUAUAAGGAGAGUGUUUCUCCAUGAUAAAUAUUCUGUACUUAGAGUAUAACUACAUAUACAAAUAAUAAUGAAUUAAUUGUGAAUAAUGAUGAGUGAGAAAGUUAGAGUCAUAGAUAUCAUCAUGUUAUUGGUAAUGGUGAGAGGUUAGCAUGUCUUGGGGGUAUGAUCUAAAAUGCUAACCUCCCCUGUUAUUGUAAUGGUGAGAGGUUAGCAUGUCUUGGGGGUAUGAUAUUUGUGCCUUUGUAACUUUCUCACUCAUCAUCCUUCACGAUUGAUUCAUGAUGAUCCGUAAUCAUGGUAGCAUAGCAUCCACAUUAAUAUAGAAGAAGUCUUUAGAAACACAUUCUAUUCUUAUUUACAAUAAAAGUGACUCCAAAAUGACACAAUACAUUAUUUACCAUUCAUUUCUAUUGGGCACAAAAUAACCUGAAACACAACCAAAACAAACUGCAAAUGCAUCCAACUAAUUUGUAGAGUCACAAGCGUGAUGUACUGUAGUCAUUGAUGCUAGGAAUAUGGGACAAAAUACGAAACUUUUGACUACUUUAACACACAUAUAAGUGAAUUUGUCUAAAUACCUUUGGUUACCUAAAAAGGGGGGACUAUGUACAAAAAGUGCUGUAAUUUCUAAAUGAAAAUGCCCUCAAAUUAAAGCUAACACUUUAACCUCAUAGUCAUUGUACCAUUUCAAAUCCAAAGUGCUGGAGCACAGAGCCAAAACAAUAAAAACGUGUGUCACUGUCCCAAUACUUUUGGACUUCACCGUGUAUUAUACAGUAUUUAUUCUUUUCUUCCCAGGGUGAUUCCGGAGGGCCCAUGGUGUGUGAGGUGGAUAAUCGGAUGUUCCUUUUUGGAAUCGUCAGUUGGGGCGAGGGUUGUUCUAGAGCAUUACGCCCAGGCGUGUACACAACAGUGACCAACUACAACAAGUGGAUAGAGGAGAACACAGGCCUAUCCUCCAUCGCAUCAGGGUCUAUGUAUCCACAGAAA